This is a messenger RNA of Liolophura sinensis, 4504 nucleotides long. RefSeq names its product sphingomyelin phosphodiesterase-like. The transcript has 14 exons. Gene Ontology annotation, biological process: sphingomyelin catabolic process; ceramide biosynthetic process. Gene Ontology annotation, molecular function: acid sphingomyelin phosphodiesterase activity. Bases 61 to 1914 code for a protein of 617 amino acids. The record is from RefSeq and is a predicted model, not a curated record. Gene Ontology annotation, cellular component: lysosome. NCBI's taxonomy places the organism in Eukaryota, Metazoa, Mollusca, Polyplacophora, Chitonida, Chitonidae.
GUCACAUGUCUGAUGUGAGUGACAGGAGUUUGUGUGUAAGGGAAGUUAAGUUUUCCCACCAUGGUCCAGCCUGGACAAGCCUUGUUGUGUGUUGUUGCCUUUAGUUCCUGCAUAGAUCUCUGUGGCGGUUCGCCUCUUGUGUGGAAGGUUGAACAAAAUAGCAAAGUCAUUCAACAAAAUCAGCCUCUGUGGUACUCUGAUGAUCACCAAGAGCGGAACAUCAGUGAUGUAGAAGUGAAAGAGUCAAAAUCCUGGGCAGCUAAUCCCUUUAAAUACAUCAGAUGGCUGUCCACAACCAUUGAAAUAACCUUGAAGAGGCACUCUGCAUUUACCUGUGACAUUUGUAAGCUGCUCGUCACUUUCGUCCGGAUAGCAUUUAAUCAAGGAAAAUCUCAUCAGGAGGUGGUAGACUUCAUAACAAAGACAUGUGUGACACUUGGCAUUGAAGAUGUCAGAGUGUGUGAAGAAAUUGUGAAGGAAUUCCAGGUGGAAGUGUUGACAGUCUUGGAUGAUGUGGCCCUGGAUCCCGAGGAGCUUUGUGGUUUAGUAUUUGGGGAGACCUGUGGACAUGUCUACAAUCCUCUGGGCAACUGGUCCAUACCCUUACCAAUUGUCCCUAAACCACCUGUCAUGCCCCCUCAUCUACCAAAGCCAGGCUCCCCUAAGCUGCGAGUUCUUCACCUGUCUGACAUCCACUAUGACAGACUGUACAAGGAGGGCUCUAAUGCUGACUGUGAUGAACCUCUGUGCUGUAGGGCAGAUGAUGGCCCUCCAGGUAGGACAGUUUCAGCAGCAGGGAAAUGGGGUGACUAUCGCCACUGUGACAUACCCCUGGUCACCCUGGAGAACCUCUUUUCUCACCUGAACAAGACAAGACACCAGUUUGACUACAUUUUGUGGACAGGUGACCUUCCAGCUCACGAUGUGUGGAAUCAGACCAGGGAAGAUCAGUUAGGUUUGGUGAAGACCUUGACAGAGCUGUUUGUGAAAUACCUGCCUAACAUCCCAAUCUAUCCUGCGCUGGGAAACCAUGAAAGCUCCCCAGUGAAUAGCUUUCCUCCCCCCUUCAUCACUGGCGAGAACUCCAUUAGUUGGCUGUACACUGCCCUAGCUGACAGCUGGAAAACAUGGCUGCCCCCUGAAACUACAUUGACCAUUAAAAAUGGUGCUUUCUACACAGUCUCACCUUACCCGGGCUUUAGGAUUGUCUCUAUAAACACUAACUAUUGUAAUAAUUACAACUGGUGGCUGUUGCUGAAUACGACAGACCCAGCGGGAGAACUGAGCUGGUUAGUGGGAGUCUUACAGGCAGCAGAGAACAACAAGGAAAAGGUGCACAUUAUAGGCCACAUCCCACCAGGGUUAAAUGACUGCCUGAAGGCUUGGAGCUGGAACUACUACCGGAUCAUUAACAGGUAUGAGAGUACAGUUGUGGGUCAGUUCUUCGGCCAUACCCAUCGUGAUCACUACCAGAUGUUUUAUGAUGUGGCUGACCUGAAGCGCCCUCUAAGUGUGGGGUAUAUUGUUGGCUCUGUGACAACCUACCCUGAUCUUAAUCCAGGCUAUAGAAUAUAUGAGAUAGACGGCAAUUACCCUGACUCUAGCUGGGCUGUGUUGGACCACACAAACUACAUCCUCAACCUGACAGAGGCUAACAUAAAUCCAACAACAACCCCACAGUGGCAGCAGCUCUACUCAGCUAAGGCUGCCUAUGGCAUGGCCUCCCUCUUUCCCAGUGACUGGAACAAUCUGAUUGGUCAGCUCUCAUCCAAUGAUACACUUUUUCAGCAGUUUUAUAGGUAUUACAAAAAGGCACAUCUUACAGAAGGUGAAUGUGAUGAAAAGUGCAAGAAGAAAAUUCUCUGUGGUCUACGGACAGGGCGUUCACAUGACCCAAACUUGUGCAAGGGAUAGAAAGGAGAAAGAAAUUUCUUACGGUUUUGAGACACCUUUUAUACAAGGAAAUGUUUAUUGACUGUUGAGAGGUUACUUGUUUCAAAACAGCUCCCUGUUUAUAUACAUUGGUAUAAAGGUGUAUAUUGAUACAUGAGAUUAUGUAAAGGUCUUUUCUAUAGAUAAUUUAUAUGUAAAUUUAUAUUUAUGUUUGUGCAUGUGCUGGACAUUUUCAAAGAUAAUAUUUUUCUUUACUCAUGUGAAUCUAUUCCUAAAACCUCAAGACCUCUUAACAUUCCAUGUUUAUGUUAUAAGAAUGAUAUAAGUUUUGGAUGAGUAGGCUACACAAUAAGUCAACUAUGGUUUAAUAACAAGAAAAUAGCUAUUGGUAAUUAGUAUGUUUAAGACUUCAACAUAGGCAUUUGCUGAAAAGUUUUGAAGGUAGCACUUAUCAGUUUUGCUAUCAUUUUGCAUGAAAGUCACUGGGUUAAUUCAUCAUUUUUGAUUUCAUUUCAUAUUCAGGUUUACCCGUUAAUUUUGGAAGAGAUUUGGAUCGUGUCUGCUAGGGAUGAAAAUCUGCAGUCUUGUUCAUCUGGUUCAGUCCUCAGGGGUGGGAAAUCUUAUUACUGACACAUUCAAUUUUCCACACAAGGACAAGAUUGGAGUGAAGAUUACAAACUCUUAGAGUUUUACAGUAUCAUGUGACCUGUCAAAAAUGUUAGGCAACUAUUUUUCUGCACAUAUAUCAUAACAUGUGUGUCUGAAAAAAGGUUCACAAAGGGCAAUGUAGAGGAGACAAAAAAUGUAGCAAAAGUGAGGAGAUGAACGUUUAUGAACUUUAUAUGUUCCUGAAGAAAACAGGUGUCAUUAAUGCUUUUGGAACACGGUGAAGCAGGUGAUCCGUAAAUUAAUGCUAGCAGAAAUUGCCUAACAUUUGUGACAAUUCACAUGUUAUCUUAUAAUACAGGACUGUUUUCACCUUUAAUGACACAGCCAGUCGGAACUCAAAACUCCCAUAUUCCCUUGCUCUUAAUGUUGGCCGGAUGAUAAUUUCAUCCCUGUCCUAAUGGCUCGUCUUCAAUCAUCUUGUUUAAUCUUAAGCCUCAAGAGAGUUUAGGCUUUCAGAAUGUUUAAUAGCUCAUGCAGUGAUGCAUACAUAAUAUGUGAAGUAUUUAGAUGUGUACAUAGUAUGUGAAGUGAUGAGAUAUGUACAGAUACAGUGAUUGAAAUAUGGAGAUAAGAAAACAAAUUUGUACAAUAUUGAGAUAAGUACACUAUAUGUGAAGUAAUGAUAUGCAUGUAUGUAAACAGUAUGCAAAGAAUGUAGAUACGUUCACUUUAUGAAUUAUUGAUGUAUGUAAAAAUACAUAAGUCAAAUGUUAAGGUACAUACACAAUAUGUACAAAUACAUAAGUCAAAUGUUAAGGUGCAUACACAAUAUGUACAUAUACAUAAGUCAAAUGUUAAGGUACAUACAGGAUAGUUGGAAUAUUGGGAUACAUUGUAAAUGUAAGUACACGUGCAGACCAUGUGAAGUACAUGUAUUAGGGUACAGUACAUGCAAACAGAGUUGACAGAUAAAGGACAGUCUUCUAGUUGUAAUUUUUGUCCUGCAUGAAUAUGAAUAUAUGGUAUUAUGACUGGACCAGAUACUGAUUAUUGUUGUGGCCCUUGAUCAAAGAAUACAUCAGUGCACGGUGGGUUUUGUGUGUCCUAUUGCCAUGUGAUUUUCUUAAUAUGAAUAUGCCCAAGAAAUGAAAUAAUUUUCUGAUAACUCCUUCAAACAUUUUGUAUCAUCAUUAUCAUUCCAACACCUUUCCAUUAUGAUUUCUUGUUAAGAACUUAAACAUGUAAUUUUAUAUGAAUGCUCUGUUUUUUUCUGUAGAAGUGGAUACUGUAAUGCUUAUAUUCAUUUGAACAAGUGGAUUUUCAUUGUUUUGUAUAAUUUUUUUUUUGUUUACAUGAAUGUGUGAAAAAUUUCAUUCAGUAAUAAUAAUUGUUAAUGUAUGGAAUUUUAACGUCGCAUUUGAACCUAGUAUUAUGGCAUAAUGAUUAUAGCCUUUUAAGAAAAUAUUUCAAAGAAUCUUUUGUAGAGCUACCUCUAAUUUUUGUCAAGUUCAUUAGGUUGAUUGCAUGUUUUGUAUGGCUGUUGAGAAAGUAUUCUAAAGAAUAUUUUCGGUGGUUAAUUUUGUUGAAUUACUACUUGUCCAAGUCACAUAUUGGUGCUCCAACAUACACCUCAGGGUUCAUGUUUCAAUAUUGCUUUCAUGGUGAAUAGACUUGUUGAAGGUGCUGUAUUAUAUAAUGACGUGCCAAAUUGUAUCUGACUGUCAGAAAGUCAGAUGAAGUCACAUCUGUAGUCACUGAACUUGGGUAUGUUGUGCAAGUACUGUUAAAUGUAGCACAGCACUUGGGCACAAUGUUGAUGAGUUGCUUGUAUGGUUUAUACCAUGGCCAUACCGCUGUACCCUCUCUGUGUCCAACAUUUUUUGGUGGCUACCUGACUUAAUGCAGUGGCUUUAUUCGCUAAUAAACCUGACAUGUUGGACAAAUAAAGUUGAUAUUUGUAUGUAUAAAUUAAAUGGUAUUAAAGUUAUAUUUUAAUAUUUUA